Molecule: messenger RNA, 1982 nt
Organism: Desarmillaria tabescens
Lineage: Eukaryota; Fungi; Basidiomycota; Agaricomycetes; Agaricales; Physalacriaceae
Product: glycoside hydrolase family 43 protein
Exons: 10
Coding region: 192-1874 (560 amino acids)
Biological process (GO): carbohydrate metabolic process
Molecular function (GO): hydrolase activity, hydrolyzing O-glycosyl compounds
Source: RefSeq, a predicted model, not a curated record
AAAAGCUCGAAUUUUACACCGGGUUAAAGAUACUGUACUUUUUAUUCCCGCUGCUACCGGACGGCCCGACCACAGGCUCCCGACUAAAAACCGCCACCAUCCAGCUGACCUUUGGGAAUCACAUAUAUAUGAGCAAAAAAACAUGACGUCCUCAAGGCCAGCUAUCUCUGAAAUAUUCUCAUUAUAUCUCGAUGCCGAGCAUUUUUUCUUUGCUGUUGAUGGUCUUUGGAAGCGGAGUCGCACUAGUUCACGCACUGAUUAACCCAAUACUCCCGGGCUUCAAUCCAGAUCCUUCUAUACUGAGCGUAGGAUCGAAUUACUUUAUUGCUACGUCCACGUUCGAGUACUUUCCUGGAGUCCCCGUCUAUCACAGCACGAAUCUCGUAGAUUGGGAUCUCAUUGGGCAUGGAUUGACCCGACCAUUACAGCUGUCGCUUCUGGGAACUCCAUCAGAUGCUGGCGUUUGGGCACCAACUCUGAGAUUCCACGAGGGGGUAUAUUAUCUCGUGUGCACGACCAGAUAUGUCUAUACUCCGGAAUUCAGGCUCUUCCCUCGAAGCUUCUACGUUUCCACAGAAGACAUAUUUUCAGGCGAAUGGAGUGAUCCGGUUUACUUCGACUUUCUUGGAUAUGACGCAGAUCUGUUCUGGGAUACCAACGGCGAUGUAUACGCUACAUGGACUGGAAUAAAUAACGCCGUGGACAAAAUCUACGGCAUCUACCAGAGUAAAAUUGAUCUCGUUACAGGAGAUUCUCUCACUUGUGAUAAACAUAUUUUCAAUGGCACUCUUCCCAACAAUUCGACGUCUAGGCCUGAAGGUCCGCAUGUAUAUUUGGUCAACGGUACCUACUACCUAAUGAUCACAGAAGGCGGUACGGGCGUUAAUCAUCAAGCUACUAUUCAGCGUGGUCCAUCCCCGUCAGGGCCUUGGGAAAACAAUCCCAGCAACCCGAUCAUUUACAAUGGCGCAAACCUUUCGCUACCCGUGCAGUCUACUGGCCAUGCCGAUUUCAUGCAAGCAGCGGACGGAAGUUGGUGGGGUACCUGCCUGGGAACUGUACCGCAGAACGGGAACUUUAGCUACCAGCAACUAGGACGCCAGACCUUCUUGUUCCCUGUGACAUGGGAAGAUGGUUGGCCUGUAUUCAACGGAGGCCGGCCCCUGAGCUUGCAUAUGGACGGUAUUCUGGAAGACAAGUCCCCGCUCUCUUCAUACACUAACGGCUUCACCUCGGCAACUCUCGAUAAUUCAUUCUAUUUCGUCCGAAAUCCAUACAAGGCGUUUCACUCACUCACUGCCCGCCCAGGACACCUCAGGCUGAAAGCGAACGGCUACGCACUUGGAGACAGAGACAGCGCGGCCAUCAUAAUACGCAAACAAACCGCAUAUGAGGAGACGUUUGAGACGGUCCUCGAGUUUUCCCCUGCUACUAAUUUGACGGAGGCCGGACUGAGUGUCUUCUAUGGCGACAUGAUGCACAACGAUAUUGGAAUCACUGGUGAUGCCGGGGGGUCUGGGAAGAGGUAUAUUGUAACGCGGACGCUGGUGCCUGCGCAACAAGUAGGGCCAUGGGGAUUGACGUUUGCCAAUAAUACGGCCACCACAACGAAUUACUACGAGCUUAAGACGACUGACCAGCCAGUACGGUUGAAGGUUAUAGCGAAGUCUACGGAGUAUACAUUGGGUUAUGCAGAAGGCCAACAGGGACAUUUCGAGUAUCUCACGACGUUCAGUAGUGUGUAUAUGACUGUUCCGCCGACAGGUGGUUUCUUCUUUAAAGGAGCGUCUUUCGCACUUUAUAACACAGGUCAUGGAAGGUCUAGUUCAACACCCGCAGAUUUUGGGUACUGGAAACAAAUACCUUCAAAUUAACGUUGCUGUAGUAGUGAGUAGUCGCAUCAAAAUGCUAUCCCUAUCAUGACCAUCCAAAUUUUUUCUCAUCGUUGUCGUCUGCCGUAUCAUUAUAUACCAUCAAAAGGG